GUCGCUGAAAAGGUUAGGGGAGGAGGAAGAAGAAGAUAGAUAAGAGAGAACCGUGGAGAGUGUUAUCUAUGGGCGUUGGGUUCGAGUGUCAGGCUACCCUGACUGCCUCCUCCGCCGUCGUCAGGCCGAAGCUUCCUCACGUUCUCGUCAACAAUAACACCUUUACAUUCAAGCCCAGGAGAACCACCUCAUCCUCUUCUUCUUCUUCUUCCUUCAUUUCUCACUCUCUGCCGCAGCUCAAGCUCAGAAGUGACUUCAAACUCUCCGCCGCCGCUGAAGCUCUUGCUGCCCAAGAAACCGCAGCCGAUGAUGUCAUCCCUGAUGAAGACACUGAGAAGCUUGGAGUGGUUGUGAAGCCGAUGGAGAAACCAAGGCUUGUGCUGAAGUUCAUUUGGAUGGAGAAGAACAUUGGCAUUGCCCUUGAUCAAAUGAUUCCGGGCCAUGGCUCCAUCCCACUCAGCCCGUAUUACUUCUGGCCAAGGAAAGAUGCUUGGGAGGAGCUCAAGGUCUUACUCGAGAGCAAGCCUUGGAUAUCUCAAAAGCAGAUGAUUAUUCUUCUCAAUCAGGCCACUGAUAUCAUCAAUUUGUGGCAGCAGAGUGGCGGCAAUUUGGCGUAAGCUCUGGUGUAAA
This is a messenger RNA of Argentina anserina (silverweed cinquefoil), 630 nucleotides long. RefSeq names its product 30S ribosomal protein 3, chloroplastic-like. Lineage: Eukaryota; Viridiplantae; Streptophyta; Magnoliopsida; Rosales; Rosaceae. Bases 69 to 617 code for a protein of 182 amino acids. The transcript has 2 exons. Gene Ontology annotation, cellular component: ribosome. Gene Ontology annotation, molecular function: structural constituent of ribosome. Gene Ontology annotation, biological process: translation. The record is from RefSeq and is a predicted model, not a curated record.